UCCCUAACCCCUCCUUCUGUCUUUCCCUCAGGAGAAGCUCAAAUCCCGGACUUGGGAAGACCUUUUACGACAUUGGGUUUCAGAGUCUGUCUGGGCGCCAGGUCCACUUUUCGGCAAAGUGACGUGGACGUCAACAGCAAUGGCGGAAGGAGAAGAAGUCCUGCCACUGUCACCGCCAAGUGGCUACGGCUGGGAAAAGGAUCUUGAAGAAGCUCUGGAAGCAGGAGGUUGUGAUCUUGAAACUUUGAGAAAUAUAAUUCAGGGGAGACCACUGCCUGCUGACUUGAGGGCCAGAGUGUGGAAGAUUGCUCUGAAUGUUGCAGGAAAAGGUGAUAGUUUGGCAUCAUGGGAUGGCAUUUUAGAUCUGCCAGAACAGGAGACUAUUCACAAAGAUUGCCUGGAGUUUAUUGAUCACCUUUCAGUGCCAGAGGAAAAGGCAUCAGAAUUGCUUUUGGAUAUUGAAUCUGUAAUAACCUUUUAUUGUAAAUCACGAAAUAUUAAAUACAGUGCCUCCCUUAGCUGGAUACAUCUGCUGAAACCACUGGUGCAUCUUCAGCUGCCACGCAGUGAUUUAUACAACUGCUUUUAUGCUAUCAUGAAUAAGUACAUUCCCAGGGAUUGUUCCCUGAAAGGGAGACCAUUUCAUCUCUUCAGAUUACUCAUCCAAUACCAUGAGCCUGAGCUUUGUUCUCUUCUUGAUACAAAGAAAAUUACUCCAGACUCCUAUGCACUCAACUGGCUCGGAAGUCUUUUUGCAUGUUACUGUUCCAUUGAAGUCACUCAGGCAAUAUGGGAUGGAUAUCUACAACAAGCAGAUCCAUUUUUUAUAUAUUUCUUAAUGUUAAUAAUUCUUGUUAAUGCAAAAGAAGUUAUCUUAGCACAAGAGUCAGACAGUAAAGAAGAAGUCAUCCAAUUCUUAGAAAACACUCCAUCCAGUUUGAAUGUAGAAGACAUUGAAGACCUUUUUUCUCUGGCUCAGUAUUAUUGCAGUAAAACACCAGCUUCUUUUAGGAAGGACAACCACCAUCUCUUUGGUAGUACUUUGCUGGGAAUUAAGGAUGACGAUGCAGACCUGAGUCAGGCUCUUUGUUUGGCCGUCUCAGUGUCAGAGAUACUUCAAGCAAGUCAGCUGCAAGGAGAAGGAGUCCGAUUCUUCGUGGUGGACUGUCGUCCUGCAGAACAGUAUAAUGCUGGUCAUUUAUCAACUGCUUUCCACUUAGAUUCUGAUCUGAUGCUUCAGAAUCCAUCUGAGUUUGCACAGUCGGUAAAAUCCUUGCUGGAAGCACAGAAGCAGUCCAUUGAGUCUGGCUCCGUAGCUGGUGGGGAGCACCUCUGCUUUAUGGGCAGUGGUAGGGAGGAAGAAGACAUGUACAUGAACAUGGUUCUGGCACACUUUUUACAGAAAAACAAAGAAUAUGUGAGUAUUGCCAGUGGAGGAUUUAUGGCACUGCAACAGCACCUGGCGGACAUUAAUGUGGAUGGACCUGAAAAUGGAUAUGGCCAUUGGAUUGCUAGUACCUCAGGCUCAAGGAGCAGCAUCAGUUCUUCUGUUGAUGGUGACUCUUUCAAUGGUUCAAAUGACAGAGGAGUGAAAUCUCUAGUAAACAAAAUGACUGUGGCUUUGAAGACAAAAUCUGUUAAUGUUAGAGAAAAAGUUAUCAGUUUUAUUGAGAACACAUCGACUCCUGUCGACCGAAUGUCUUUCAAUCUUCCUUGGCCAGACAGAUCAUGCACAGAGCGGCAUGUGAGCAGCAGUGACAGAGUGGGCAAGCCUUACCGUGGUGUAAAGCCUGUUUUCAGCAUUGGGGAUGAAGAGGAAUAUGACACAGAUGAAAUUGACAGUUCUUCGAUAUCAGAUGAUGAUAGAAAAGAGAUUGUAAACAUUCAGACUUGGAUAAACAAGCCAGACAUCAAGCAUCAUUUUCCUUGUAAAGAAGUAAAAGAAAAUGGACACAUGUUUCCUAGUCAUCUGUUGGUUACUGCAACACAUAUGUACUGUUUAAGAGAGAUUCUUUCACGGAAAGGAUUGGCAUAUAUACAGUCUCGACAAGCACUAAAUUCUGUGGUUAAAAUUACAUCCAAAAAAAAACAUCCUGAGCUAAUUACUUUCAAGUUUGGAAACAGCAGUGCUUCAGGAAUAGAAAUCUUAGCAAUUGAAAGGUAUUUGAUUCCAAAUGCAGGAGAUGCCACAAAAGCCAUAAAACAACAGAUCAUGAAAGUUUUGGAUGCUUUGGAAAGUUAAUAUAAAUGAAAAUUACUUCAGAAAUUAAGGCAACCAAGAAAAACACGAAUAUAUGUAUUUCCUGACUGAAUACUAAAUGGAGACCUUUCUUUUGCUCAUGGGGUGCUUGAGUAGCAGGUCUAAGAAAAUGUAAAUUAUUAUAAUCAAUCUCCGGACAGUUAAACUUUUUAAAAAUUUCUUUUGAAUUUUUGGUUUUAUAAAAUGAUUUAUUGUAAAGGUCAGUUAUUAAGUGACUUUGCAGUAACUGGCCCUGUGCCGUGAUGGGGUGGGGCUUCAGAAUGCAGUUCUGUUUUGAAGAGCUGUUUUAAGGGAACAAGCAUCUCUUUCAGGUUUAAAAGCAGCCACACACAUAUAUUUGCAGUGUCUUCACUGAAAAUUAGAGACAAAAUUAGCUGAAGAGACCUCUUUACUUGCUUCAUUUAGUUUUACUCACUGAUCAACAUCUGAAACCAAAAAUAUAAGUAAUUAGCUAACUGUUUCUGUUCUGUUUUUAUUAAAUAGAUGGAAAUAUAUUUAAUUAAAUGGCUAAAUACUCCAGCCAACUCAGAGUAUAGUCCAACGAGUAAAAUGUUGAAACUUGGAUUCCAGUCACCUUUGCUAUAUUAUCUAACAAUUUGGACAUCGAGUGCUUUAAAAGUACUAAACUGCAUCCUGCACGUUUCUAAGGGAGCAGCUAACAGCAUUGUAAGAAGUAGGCAUGUUAAGAUGAAAAUGAACAUUUUGAGCACAGAAACGUAUCUUACAAGUCUAGUAUUUGAUUCAGGGUAUUUCAAGACAGGAAUAGAGCACACAUUGAUUUAUCCUCAUUGAGAUUAUGUCUGUGAGCAUAUUAAUAUCUACUGAAUAAAAGCCAAAUAAUCAGCUAUAUAAAUUGCAAUUGUUUUUUAUCAUCAAUUUCCAAAUUUUUUUCUCUCUAGUUGGUUUUAUCUUCUCAUUGAAGUUCAGUAGUUUCAAACUAUUUUUGGUCUACUACUAUGACAAACUGGAAAACGUUGUAGUUUAUUUUGCAGCUUUGUCAAUAAUUUGCUGCAGUCCACGUUAGACACAUUCGGUGAGUGAAAUCCAGGAACACAUUUGGCUUUCUGGAAUGAUUGCUUUAUACACUCUGUUUGGAAAAUAGUGAACAUCAUCUACUGUGUCCCCAACGUGCAGUGGAUUACCCCUAAGACACUGAGAGGUGAAAUUGUC
Molecule: messenger RNA, 3430 nt
Organism: Ochotona princeps (American pika)
Lineage: Eukaryota; Metazoa; Chordata; Mammalia; Lagomorpha; Ochotonidae
Gene: TBC1D23
Product: TBC1 domain family member 23
Exons: 19
Coding region: 140-2242 (700 amino acids)
Biological process (GO): retrograde transport, endosome to Golgi; embryonic brain development
Cellular component (GO): trans-Golgi network
Source: RefSeq, a predicted model, not a curated record